AUGCCCCUGUUCCAGAGAAGUGAGCUCCGCGAGACUGAGGCCGACCUUCAGGACCAGGUCCAGGCCCAGGGCCCGGAGGAAGUGCAGCUGCUUGGGGCUGUGGGGGAGGGGGCCGCAUCCCCCUCGACCGCCUCCCCCCCAGCAGCCUCCUCCUCUGCCGCCCAUGCUGACGCCUUGCUGGAGGAGGCACUUAACAUGAUGGUGGCUGACCUGGUGUGGUUCCUGCUCCUCAAGUAUUGCGCCAAGGAGCCCACCUCCAAGGCGGAAAUCCUGAAUAUGGUCCUUAAAGACCAUCAGGACCACUUCCCCGUGGUCCUCGGCCAAGCCUCCGAGUGCAUGCAGCUGGUCUUUGGCAUGGAUGUGAAGGAGGUGGACCCCAGGGAGCACACCUACAUGCUAGUCCCCACCCUGGGCCUCACCUGUGAUGCGAUGCUGAGUGAUGGGCAGAGCUUCCCCAAGGCUGGCCUCCUGGUGGUGCUACUGAGCGUGAUCCUCCUGGAGGGCGAACCAGCCCCUGAGGAGGAGGUCUGGGGAUCACUUAGCAACAUGGGGGUGCAUCCUUUAAGGGAGCACUGCAUCUGUGGGGAGCCCAGGGAGCUGCUCACCAGAGUGUGGGUGCAGGCGGGCUACCUGGAGUACAGGCAGGUGCCCCACAGCAACCCCACCUGCUACGAGUUCCUGUGGGGGCCCCGGGCCCACGCGGAGACCAGCAGGUGGCAAGUCCUGGAGUACCUGUUCAGGGUCAAUCGAUGGAAUCCCAGGUCCUUCCUGUCCCUGUGUGCAGAGGCUGUGAGCGAUGACAAAGAGGGGCCCUGA
Messenger RNA from Hippopotamus amphibius kiboko, 816 nucleotides. RefSeq names its product melanoma-associated antigen 9-like. Gene Ontology annotation, biological process: negative regulation of transcription by RNA polymerase II. The transcript has a single exon. Gene Ontology annotation, cellular component: nucleus. The record is from RefSeq and is a predicted model, not a curated record. The coding region runs from base 1 to 816 and encodes 271 amino acids. NCBI's taxonomy places the organism in Eukaryota, Metazoa, Chordata, Mammalia, Artiodactyla, Hippopotamidae.